Malus domestica (apple) is the source of this 1155-nucleotide messenger RNA. Its product is annotated as chorismate mutase 2. Gene Ontology annotation, biological process: chorismate metabolic process; aromatic amino acid biosynthetic process. The record is from RefSeq and is a predicted model, not a curated record. Gene Ontology annotation, molecular function: chorismate mutase activity. Lineage: Eukaryota; Viridiplantae; Streptophyta; Magnoliopsida; Rosales; Rosaceae. Gene Ontology annotation, cellular component: cytoplasm.
CAUUCCCACUAAGCAAAGAUUCCAAAUUUUCCUUUCUUUCCGCUCUUUCUAACUUUCUGUUUGUUUCCCGAGAAAAUCACCCUAGAAAAAAAAAAAAGUGUGCUGUCCACAGUUUCCCUACAUUUUAUACACAUUGAAAUGGCCGCUGAAUCGAACUCCAAGAGUGAUAUUUUGACGCUCGAGAAAGUGAGAGAGGCAUUGAUUAAACAAGAAGACACCAUAAUUUCCCGGCUGAUUCAGAGAGCAAACUUCCCUUUGAAUUCUCCGGCGUACGACGAAGGAAAGUUUCCAUCUUUUCCUGGUUCUCUCCUUCAAUUCGUUGUCAAGGAGACAGAAGCCCUCCAAUCCAAGGUUGGUCGGUAUGAAAAUCCAGAAGAACAUCCGUUUUUCCCGAAAAGUUUACCCCUUUCGUUGCUACCGCCUCCGGCAAAUCCACCGGUAUUGCAUCCUGCUGCAGGUUCGAUUAACAUAAACGAAAAGAUUUGGGAGUUCUAUUUCGACGAAUUGCUUCCUCUGUUUGCUGCCCCCGGCGACGAUGGAAGCUAUGCAUCAGCUGCUUCUAGUGAUCUUGACUGCUUACAGGCCAUCUCUAGACGGAUUCAUUACGGAUACUAUGUAGCCGAGGUUAAAUUCAAGGGUUCCCCUCAAGACUACGAACCAGCAAUUCGCGAUCAGGAUAGGGACGGUUUGAUGAAAUUGUUGACAUUUGUGGAUGUGGAAGAGAUGGUGAAGAAACGAGUUGCGAAGAAGGCAAAGGUGUUAGGGCAAGAAGUAAGCCUAGUUGACAAUGCCAAUGCUAAAACCGACAAACACAACGCAAGUGAAAAAUACAAGGUUGAUCCGUCGGUAGUUUCUCGCCUCUACGAAGAAUGGAUAAUGCCGCUCACGAAGCUUGUUCAAGUUGAGUAUCUCCUUCGCCGCCUAGACUAGAUUCAAAGUGUGAUGAAUUUUUUUUGUGUUCAAAAUCUUGUAGUGAUGAAGGGUUCAGGUUUGAACUUUUUAUUGUCUUACGGCGUCAUUCAUUCUCGGACUGAUGACAUGGUUAAAUAAUAAUACUAAGUCCGUAAUGUAUCCUUGUGUGUUUGGAGAUGUGUAUUUACCAUUUUAACUAGCAAGAAUUACAGAAGGAAUCAUACCCGUAUUUUACCAAUGAAA